Messenger RNA from Aureobasidium subglaciale EXF-2481, 260 nucleotides. RefSeq lists its product as uncharacterized. The record is from RefSeq and is a predicted model, not a curated record. Bases 14 to 169 code for a protein of 51 amino acids. The transcript has a single exon. Lineage: Eukaryota; Fungi; Ascomycota; Dothideomycetes; Dothideales; Saccotheciaceae.
CGCGAUCUUUGACAUGCGUGAUAAGGUAUCAAGUUCUGGAGACUGUCCCAAGCCUCAGGACACGAGAGAUACAGUCAAGUUUUCGACCUCCGACGACCCAAAUAUUCCUGCGCCCGGUGAGCCCUUAUGCUCUUCGAAGUCUUACAAUGACAGAGAAACACUUUGUUAGUAACAAUCAGACGUUCUCUACUCUCCCCCACCAAGUUUUUGCCAAGAGAUGCGAUCGCGGCCGCGGAGAAGAUGCGAUUCCAACAAUUCCC